Messenger RNA from Caenorhabditis bovis, 270 nucleotides. The record is from the annotation of a GenBank genome assembly. Lineage: Eukaryota; Metazoa; Nematoda; Chromadorea; Rhabditida; Rhabditidae.
AUGUUUGAGGAGGCUUUCAGCAAUGUCAAUGAUCACCUUGACGCCAUAUUCGGAUUAACAAAUCUUCUCCGAGAGACGUAUUCCAAUGAAGAAUUGCGAAUUCCAUUUGAGAUGAUCCAAGUGGCGGAGAACUGCCUGGAUGCAUGUCUUGAUGAGACGAAUCGCUACUUUUUCUUCAUGAUGCUUCUCAAUGCGGAGCGCCUUCUUUAUGAUAUUGAGCAAAUAUACUUCGAGGAGUUUCCGAUUGUUAUGCGAGAAAGUUCCGGUUGA